GUUUGUUGUUGUUCUUUUGUUUGAUCGAUCGAUUUUUGUAAACAAAGCAUAAUAUACAAACCCAAUUAAAAACAUAUUGAUCGUCUACUUCGACCUCGUUGGUAAAAGUUAUUAUAUUCGUUUAUCAGUCAUUAUUAAAUCCGCAUCUUUCAUUCUGUUUUUAGAGAUACCUAGUAAUUUAGCUACACAAGUCAUGGCCACUACUGUUGCUGCACAAAAGAAAACUGUAAGUUCCAAUAAUGCACCAACGGGCGGUGUCCGAAAAAAAUCGGGCCCUAAGUUCGAAUUGUCUGAGGAACAAAGAAGAGAUAUAAAAGAGGCGUUUGAUUUGUUCGACACUGAAAAUACUGGUAAAAUCGAUACUAAGGAGCUUAAGGUGGCUAUUAGAGCCCUUGGUUUUGAACCUAAAAAAGAAGAAAUCAAAAAAAUGAUUGCUGAAAUAGACAAGGGUGAUGGAAAAGUAUCAUUCCAAGAUUUCCUUGAAUUAAUGACUGUGAAAAUGGCUGAAAAAGAUACUAAGGAAGAAAUUAUGAAGGCAUUUAAACUCUUUGAUGAUGACGAAACUGGGAAAAUUUCAUUUAAAAAUCUGAAACGAGUAGCUAAAGAACUUGGUGAAAAUUUAACAGAUGAAGAACUCCAUGAAAUGAUUGAUGAAGCUGACAGAGAUGGCGAUGGAGAAAUAAAUCAAGAAGAAUUCUUACGUAUAAUGAAAAAAACAAGUCUCUAUUAAAAUUUAGGAAUCACAGUAAAAUGCAUUAUACAUAUAAUACAAUACACAUAAAAUAUGUCAUGAGUGUUUAGUUUUUUGAUUUCAAUAUUUUAUGCUAAGUUAUGACAAAAAUGUUGAACGGCUUAUUUUCCAAAGUAUCAACGAAAUAGUAAAUAAAGAAUUUAAGUUUAGGUGUAUUUAAUUAUACUUGAAAAAUAUAAAGAUUGAUCAUAAUUUUUUUUUACUAAUUAUAGGAAAACUGUGUAAUACAUUCUUAUUAUUUAUUUGAUUGUGUGUUUGUUAGUUGCAAAUUUAUAGUAUUUAAGUAAGUUCAGCACAAAACCAAAAUAUUAUAUUUGUUAAGUUUUCUCCCACCUAUUGAAAUGUCAUGAUUGUAGAUGUUAGGUAGUUUUGACUGUGUUAUUUAUAUUAAAUGUUCUGUACCCAUAGUUUCUAGUAUUUGUGAAAAGUAAUUUAAUAAAAGCUAGCCAAAGAUAUACACUCCAGGUCCAUAUGCCUAAAAUUCUGCCAAUAUAAAUUAUUAAAAGAUUUCUUGUUCAUGAUUGCCAAUAUUUAUUACUUAAAUUAUCAUAAUCAUAUGCACAGCAUGAAUAACAUACAAAUUAGAAAAAAAACAUGUUUAUGUACAUGUAGACUCAAAAAAUGUUGUAUUUAUGGAAUGUUCCAUAAAUGAAAAGUUGCUAAAGAGUUUUAAGAACUAGGGGCACUUUUGAAUCAAAGACAUUAAAGUAUUAUAAUUUGGUUUUCCAACUGAAUUGUGUAAAUGUAGACAAAAGGUAAUUUAUGUGGCACAUAAAAUUUGUCUCAAAGUAGGCUUUCAAAAUACACAUUUGAUUAUUACCAUCUGUAACAUAUUGAUCACAUAACUAGUAUCUAUAAAUUUAAAUGAGAUCUUUUCACAUUUUUGAAUAAUUCAAAAUACCUAAUUGUAAAGCAUACCUAUAAUAAAAUUUAUGGCACUAG
Plodia interpunctella (Indianmeal moth) is the source of this 1693-nucleotide messenger RNA. RefSeq lists its product as uncharacterized. The coding region runs from base 194 to 730 and encodes 178 amino acids. Gene Ontology annotation, biological process: mitotic cell cycle; centriole replication. Gene Ontology annotation, molecular function: calcium ion binding. Lineage: Eukaryota; Metazoa; Arthropoda; Insecta; Lepidoptera; Pyralidae. The transcript is spliced from 3 exons. The record is from RefSeq and is a predicted model, not a curated record. Gene Ontology annotation, cellular component: centrosome; centriole.